Adineta ricciae is the source of this 402-nucleotide messenger RNA. The record is from the annotation of a GenBank genome assembly. Lineage: Eukaryota; Metazoa; Rotifera; Eurotatoria; Adinetida; Adinetidae.
AUGAUAACAUUGAAUGGAAAUAAACCUGUGUGGAUACGAGAUAAUGAACAUGGUUUUGUUCUUGGAAAAAUCGCUGAUAUCGCAUCUGAUAAUGUAACCGUUCAAGUGAACGAAACGAAGAAGAUUCUUGUCGUUCCUUAUGAUUCAGUUUUUCAAGCUGAAGAAUAUGACAAAGAUGUGGACGAUAAUUGUGCGCUCAUGUAUCUCAAUGAAGGAACUUUAUUGAAUAAUGUUCGUCGUCGUUAUAAGAAAGAUCUAAUAUAUACCUACGUCGCGAAUAUCCUAAUUGCUAUUAAUCCGUAUAAAGAACUACAUGGUCUUUAUAGUCUCGAAACAAUCAAAAGAUACAAUGGCAAAUCACUUGGUGUCAUGCCACCACAUGUAUUCGCAAUCGAAAAAUGA